AAGCUCUUUAACGCUUGACUCUCUUGUCUGAAUAAAGAGGUUUCAGACUGGAAACACACAUGCAAAACGAACGUGAUUUUGUAAUAAUAGCGAGUAGAUUUCCUUAACUUAAGUUUGUGAAGUUGCCAAUGUUCCGCUGAUUUUCGUCAUAUUUUCUGAAGGUAUGGCGGGUACAGAUCUAAAAAAGGUUGAGGAUUUCAAGAAUAGACUGCUUGAGGAGGCUGAGAAACUCGUUCACACUGUCUUCCCACAAAAGAUUGUUGAGCUGAAUGAGCUGCAUCAGUCAGAGACUUUGUCCAGAAGUAGAAUGCCUGAAGUUCACAGCAAGCUCAACAUCCCCAUACCAGAACCACUGGUUGUCAUCAACAGUGAAAUGCCAGAGAGAAAAAAGAGGAAGGUGGAUGAAGACGGGGAAGUGAAUUCAGUCCAAGGAUCCAGGGUGUUGGCACUACCUGACGGCUUAGCACCUUGCAACAAACACUUGGUGGAUAUUAUCAACAUAUUGAAGCCUAAGGUUUGCCUGAUGAUUGACCACAUAAACACACUCAAGAUGUGGAUCCAACUUCUCAUCCCAAGAAUCGAAGACGGAAAUAACUUCGGUGUCUCCAUCCAGGAGGACACAUUAGCGGAGCUGAGGCAAGUUGAGAGUGAGACCGGUGCAUAUCUAGACCAGAUAUCCAGAUACUUCAUUACACGGGCAAAGCUCAUCAGCAAAGUGGCCAAGUAUCCACAUGUUGAAGACUACAGGCGGAGUGUUUCCGAAAUUGAUGAAAAGGAAUUUCUCAACUUGAGGCUUACCUGUGCAGAGCUCAGGAACACAUACCUUUCUCUGUAUGAUCUCAUCAUGAAGAACAAGGAGAAAAUUAAGAAGCCACGAAACAGCAAUGCAGAAACACUCUACUAAAAAAAACACUCGCAGUCACAUCGUCAUGGCAACCUGAGGACUGGUGAAAUCUCUUCAGUUACAAAUAAACGUCCAUCGGCAACAAAGUUAUGCCACAUUUGUAGUUGCUGUCUGUUUUUUUUUGGGGGGGGGGAGAGAGGAUCUGCACAUGUUAACUGCAUUGGGGAGAUACCAGUUUAAGGCUCAGCACAAUCAAUUCAAUUCAGGUCAAUCAAUUCAAUUCAGGUCAACAAUUUCUCUGUAAAAAUAAACGGGGGGAAAUAAAAAUCAGCAACAAUAUUUGCACAAAGAUACCCACAUUUAAACUUGUAAAAGUCUCUUUUUUUCCAGUAACUUGUGAGGUAUUGAGGACAGGUUUUAUUAUUUGGACUCGGGCAUGUUGUUUCAUUUCCAUGCUGCCCAAGGUAAGCACGAAGGUUUUUCUGUUAAUCUUAAAUUUCAUAUUGAUGUGGUGUUUCAUUCAGUUCAUUUUUGUUUUUUCUUGUUUGGUGUGCAAACUGUUAAAUUAUCACUUGCAUAAGAAGUCUACUUUAUGUGUUUAAUAUUUAUCAUAAAUUGUCAUCUUUGACUGCAGGGAGCAAGGCAAAGGUAACAGAAUUUAACUGGAAUUUCAGUUAGUCCCCCUAAAAUGUUUCAAUGUUGAUUAAUAAAUCCAUAAGGUGUGGAGAAAUUUUAAGAAAAUCCCAAGGUCAAAUCACAGUAACUGCAUUUGAUUAUGCAUGUAUAAGUCAAGUCUGUCAUAAGUAAAUGUUGCUCAUCAGUGUGGCAUUUAAUGCCGGUUUCAAUAGCAUGAAUUGACUGAGAAGACAUGUACAUGUAUUUCUAUUCCCCCUGGAUGGGAUGCUAAUUCAUUACUGCCCAGCUAAUGCCGGUACCCAUUUAAACUUAUGGAUGGAGAGAGCCAAGUAGAGGUGAAGUGGCUUGCCCAAGGACACAACAUAAUGGCCAGUAGCUGGAUUCGAACCCUUGACCAUCUUGAUUUGGUUACAGAAAUGUUGAAAUUUCUGCAUAGUCUGGUGCUGAUCAUGGUGAUGCUGAUUUCAUAUUGCCUACCUUUGUACUGGGACAGGGUACUACAUUCCUAUAUGUUUGAAGGACGAAGUACCCUUUAAUCAUGACAUGUUUACUGUAAGAGUAGAGUAACCUUUAAACUAGUUACUUUUUGAAAGGACAAGCUAGGGUAAGAGGAUAGUCAGUGUAUAAUAAAUGUUUCAAAAAGGCUGUACACGAAAACCAAA
Molecule: messenger RNA, 2142 nt
Organism: Patiria miniata (bat star)
Lineage: Eukaryota; Metazoa; Echinodermata; Asteroidea; Valvatida; Asterinidae
Gene: psme3
Product: proteasome activator complex subunit 3-like
Exons: 9
Coding region: 164-904 (246 amino acids)
Biological process (GO): regulation of proteasomal protein catabolic process; positive regulation of endopeptidase activity; regulation of G1/S transition of mitotic cell cycle
Cellular component (GO): cytoplasm; nucleoplasm; proteasome activator complex
Molecular function (GO): endopeptidase activator activity
Source: RefSeq, a predicted model, not a curated record